Molecule: messenger RNA, 300 nt
Organism: Aureobasidium namibiae CBS 147.97
Lineage: Eukaryota; Fungi; Ascomycota; Dothideomycetes; Dothideales; Saccotheciaceae
Exons: 2
Coding region: 1-300 (99 amino acids)
Biological process (GO): replication fork processing; resolution of meiotic recombination intermediates
Cellular component (GO): FANCM-MHF complex; Fanconi anaemia nuclear complex
Molecular function (GO): chromatin binding; protein heterodimerization activity
Source: RefSeq, a predicted model, not a curated record
AUGGCGGACACAGAUGCCGAUGACAAAGUCGAUCGUCUCAAAUCCUCCCUCUGGUACAGCAUCGGCACCAUCAUCGAUGCAAUUUCCCUCGACUCAGACUUGAAUGCAACGCCCCAAUUCAUUGCUUCCCUCACCGAGCUAGUCUGGUCUCAAAUUCUUACUUCUGGUGCUGAUCUAGAGGCUUUUGCUAAGCAUAGGGGUGGAAGUGUUGUGGAUGUCAAGGAUGUACUGUUGUUGGUGAGGAGGAACGAGGAGUUGAGGGGCGUGCUUGAGGAGGCGAGUAAGGGUAUUGGGAAGUGA